GGUAGAAAGCGAAGAUAGACGUCUGUUCUCUGUGAUAGCACUACAUGAGCUUGGACGUCUGUUCUCUGUGAUUCCAUAGUGACAAUAAUCUUAAUUUACUUACAUUAAGGUUCCAUGACUAUCUCCCCGAAAUACGAUUCGUCUAACGUCGUAUUACAAUGUGGAUAACUUCACAUAAUUAAGGAAAAUGAUAAACUUAAUGGCAUAUGAACUGAUGCGCUUUUCUCUAUAAUGGCUGCUCAGUUGACAAAUCACCUCUUUUAGGCCUCUUAUACGUCAACGACAAAGGUUAUCCAAGGCAUCGCUAGGGUAGAUCGAUGAUACCUCAGUGAAAAUAAGUAGUCUGACAGCUGCGGUAGCUUUUUGUUCUACCGUAAAACGGAAAGUUUUCUCUAAAUUAGCAAUAGUACGAGUUAGAACACGGGGCUGGUCGAACAACUUUCACGCUGCAUCGGGAUAUAGCAGAAUGAGUUUAUCGGGUCGUUCGUUGAUGGUUGUGUUGAUUUGUGCAUUGUUGGAGUCAGUGCAUUGUGCCGAAGGAAGUUGGUUCGAAAUUGACGAAGGAGAUGGGAGUUUGUUAAUUCCUGAUCUGAUCAGCAAAUAUGGAUACGAGGUGGAAAGCCAUUUGGUUACCACGGAAGAUGGUUAUGAACUGACGAUGUUCCGUAUUCUACCGCGGCAGCCUUCUGAGACUAAAAAACUUCCCGUUCUAAUGGUGCAUGGCCUAAUGAGUAGUUCAGUUGAUUUCAUCAUCAUUGGCCCCAACAACAGCCUCGCCUACUUACUCGCCGACAACGGUUACGAUGUGUGGCUGGCAAAUGCACGAGGAACUCGAUAUUCCAGAAAACAUUCCACACUUUCGGUGGAUUCUGAAGAAUAUUGGAACUUUUCGUUUCACGAGAUCGGCUACUACGAUCUACCGGCCAAGAUCGAUUACAUCCUAAACACUACCAACAACAAUAAACUCCAGUACGUUGGAUUUUCUCAAGGUACCACCGUCUUCUUUGUGAUGGGGUCCACACGUCCGGAAUACAACGACAAGAUAGCGCUGAUGAUCGCUCUCUCGCCUGCCGUACUGAUCACGCGGGUUCGCAGCCCGAUUGUAUGGCUGAUUGUAGAGGCAUUGAAGGAGAUCAAAAGACGGAAAAUUCCAUACGGUGACUUCGAAAUUAUUCCUCAUUCAUACCUGUCCUAUUAUAUAGCGCAGGGUCUAUGCGCUGAAGACGAUCCCGAAAACGUUUGUUACAAAUUAAUAUCGCUCCUCACCGGGUUCGAUCCGGAUGGGUACGAUCAAAAAUUGAUAACGGAAUACAUUGGACACACCCCGGCCGGUGCUUCGAUCAACCAAAUCAUCCACUUCGCUCAAGUCUAUAUGAAAAACGGUUUCCAGCAGUACGACUACGGACGGAAAGGAAACAUUCAACGGUACGGUACGAAGAAACCUCCCGUCUACAAUCUGAAACUGGUGACGGCAUCGAUCCUGGUGUACUACGGCCUUAAUGACUGGCUGGUGCAUCCGCAGGACGUUCUAGAUCUGGUGAAGGUGCUUCCACGGGUGAUCGCUGCCAAACAGGUGGCAGAUGAACGGUUCAACCAUAUCGAUUUCGUUGUGGCGAAGAACGUCCGAUCGCUGUUGUACGAUCAGGUGAUCGAGGCGAUGGAGGAAUACAGUCAAAACUGAGUCGUUGAAGGUCGCACUUUUUUUCCGUGACUCGGAAGUGAGGUGGCCCCGCGGGUUGCAUGUAUGUAUGGACACAGAGAACAGACGUCCAAGCUCAUGUAGUGCUAUUGUGUAAAGCAUUGCAACGGUUGUUUUGAAAUGACUGGGAAUGUGGCCAUUACGCGGCGCUGUCAAAUUUCGAAUCAGGGUACAAAUUUGCCGUUGUUUUACCUUUUGGCGCUAGUGUCGCCAAGUGUGCACCCUAGUAUAGUUCCACCAAGAGAAUGUGUUGAUUUUACUUGGAAAACAAUAAUUGAAUUCUUGUUCAACUUGUUUCUUAUUGAAAAUAGUGAAACUAAUUAUCAAUGGGUUGCUCAAAUUUUGUUGCUGGAUUAUUGAAAUAAUCAUAAACAUCUUGUUAUGUAAGCUCAGAAUCUGAGUAGCAAAAUUUAAAGGUGCGCUAGUGAAAUAUUUCUUCAGAAAGCGCCAUCAUGGUGUCGAAACAAGUUUUUGAGUGGGAAAGUCACCGUCGAUGUCGCUACUGAGCUUGUUUUUUCUUUACACAAGAUUUUCAAACAAUUUUGUUCGAGCAUGUUCGUCUGUUCUCUGUGCCCAGAUUCUGGGCUGUAUUUGUUUAAAUAACAAGAUGUUUAUUAUUGUUUCAUUAAUCCAGCAACAAUAUUUGAGCAACCCAUUGAUAAUUAGUUUCAUUAUUUUCAAUAAGAAAGAAGUUGAACAAGAAUUCAUUUUUUGUUUUCCAAGUAAAACCACCACAUUCUCUUAGUGGAACUAUACUAGGGUGCACAUUUGGUGACACUAGCGCCAAAAGGUAAAGCAACGGCAAAUUUGUACCCCGAUUCGAAAUGUGACAGCGCCGCGUAAUGGCCACAUUCCCAGUUAUUUCAAAACAACCGUUGCAAUGCUUUACACAAUAGCACUACAUGAGCUUGGACGUCUGUUCUCUGUGA
Molecule: messenger RNA, 2628 nt
Organism: Aedes albopictus (Asian tiger mosquito)
Lineage: Eukaryota; Metazoa; Arthropoda; Insecta; Diptera; Culicidae
Product: lipase 1
Exons: 3
Coding region: 467-1681 (404 amino acids)
Biological process (GO): lipid metabolic process
Molecular function (GO): hydrolase activity, acting on ester bonds
Source: RefSeq, a predicted model, not a curated record